AUGGUGAUGAAGAGGAAGUCUGAUACGACUAACGAGUUGUGUAACGUGUCCCUCUCCCCAGGCUGUACCUUUGAGGCCUCCUACUCCUCCUGUGGCUACAGCGUUUCUCUCGGAGCCGACGGCUUCACCUGGGAGCAGCUGACCUCCUGGGAGACGACCCCCGGGGACCCGGAGCUGCCCACAGGCUCCUUCCUGGGGGUCAACGCGUCGGGCCGGGCCUCGGGUCAGAGGGCGGAGCUCUUCAUGCCGAGCCUGAAGGAGAACGACACGCACUGCAUCGACUUCCUGUACGCACUGACCAGCCGGGGGGGGCGGGGCCCCGGGGCCCUCAACGUGUACAUCAAGGUGAAUGGAGGAGCUCGAGGUAAUCCGGUGUGGAACGUCUCCGACACGCUGACUGAAGGCUGGGAGAAGGCGGAGCUAGCCAUCUCCACCUUCUGGCCCAACUCCUACCAGGUCAUAUUCGAGGCCGUCUCAGUUCAAGGUCGUCACGGUUUCAUCGCCAUCGACGACAUUCGAGUUCUGGCUCACCCGUGUCGUAAGGCUCCUCACUUCCUGCGCCUGCAGAGCGUGGAGGUCAACGUGGGUCAGAACGCCUCCUUCCAGUGCACCGCGGGGGGGAAGUGGGCCCAGCAGGACCAGCUGUGGCUGCAGCAGUGGAACGGCAGAGACUCUGCCCCCAUGGCGACCCGGGUCGUGAACCACCGCCGCUUCUCCGCCUCCGUCAUCGUCGGCGACACGGCGCAGCGAAGCACGAGCCGCUACCGCUGCGUCAUCCGGUCCGACGGCGGCUCGGGGGUCUCCAACUACGCCGACCUCAUCGUUAAAGCCCCGCCCACCCCCAUCGCCCCCCCGGAGCUGCUGGCCGUGGGCGCCACCUACCUGUGGAUCAAGCCCAACGCCAACAGCAUCAUCGGCGACGGGCCCAUCCUGCUGAAGGAGGUGGAGUACCGCACCACGUCGGGCAGCUGGGCCGAGACGCACCUGGUGGACGCGCCCACCUACAAGCUGUGGCACCUGGACCCCGACGUGGAGUACGAGAUCAAGGUGCUGCUGUCGCGGCCCGGGGAGGGGGGCACCGGGCCGCCCGGCCCGCCGCUGGUCACCAGGACCAAGUGUGCAGAUCCGGUCCACGGCCCUCAGAGCGUGGACGUGGUGGACGUCCGGGCUCGCCAGCUCACGGUCCAAUGGGAGACGUUCGGCUACGCGGUGACUCGCUGCCACAGCUACAACCUCACGGUCCAGUACCAGUACGUGUUCAACCAGCAGGAGUUCUCGUCCGAGGAGCUGGUCCCGACCUCGUCCCACUACACCCUGAGGGGCCUCCGGCCCUUCGUCUCCGUGCGGCUGCGUCUCGUCCUCGCCAACGCCGAGGGCCGCAAGGAGAGCGAGGAGAUCGUCAAGCAGACGGAGGAGGACGUCCCCGCCUCGGUGCCGAUGGAGUCUCUCCAGAAUUCUCCCUACGAAGAGAAGAUCUUCAUCCAAUGGAAAGCUCCCAACGAGACCAACGGGGUCAUCACGCUGUACGAGAUCUCCUACAAGGCGCUGAGCUCUCUGGACCCGGGGGCCGACCUCUCCGCCCAGACGGGCCGCGUGUUCAAGCUGAGCAACGAGACUCAGCACCUGUUCCUGGGCCUCUGGCCGGGAACCAGCUACUGCUUCAGCAUCACGGCCUCCACCAGCAAGGGCUCCGGGCCGCCCAGCGCCACCCGCAUCAGCACCCGGAGCGCAGCCCCCAUGAUGCCAGAGUACGAUGCCGAGGCUCUGCUGAACGAGACGGAGACCACCAUCACCGUCCUGCUAAAGCCCGCCCACUCACGAGGAGCACCAAUCAGCUCCUACCAGCUGGUGGUGAAGGAGGAGCUUAAGCCCAGGACGCGGCGUGCCUCCCCCGAGGCCCCCGAGUGCUUCCCCUCCCCCGUGGGCUUCCGUAACGCCACGGCGUUAGGCUCCUCCUACUACAUGGCGGCCGCCCUGCCGCCCUCCGGCCUCGGCGCCGCGCUGCCCUUCACCGUGGGAGACAACCGCAGCUACGGAGGCUUCUGGAACCCGCCGCUAUCCUCGGCCAAGAGCUACAGCAUCUACUACCAGGCCACGAGCAGCGCCAACGGGGUGAGACUCACGGGACACGGGGAGACACACGGAGACAACAUGUAA
Messenger RNA from Pseudoliparis swirei, 2157 nucleotides. It is a transcript of the gene ptprt, whose product is annotated as protein tyrosine phosphatase receptor type T. The transcript has 14 exons. Gene Ontology annotation, cellular component: membrane. Gene Ontology annotation, molecular function: protein binding. NCBI's taxonomy places the organism in Eukaryota, Metazoa, Chordata, Actinopteri, Perciformes, Liparidae. The record is from RefSeq and is a predicted model, not a curated record. The coding region runs from base 1 to 2157 and encodes 718 amino acids.